Molecule: messenger RNA, 3248 nt
Organism: Ceratina calcarata
Lineage: Eukaryota; Metazoa; Arthropoda; Insecta; Hymenoptera; Apidae
Product: cytochrome P450 307a1
Exons: 3
Coding region: 407-1927 (506 amino acids)
Molecular function (GO): heme binding; oxidoreductase activity, acting on paired donors, with incorporation or reduction of molecular oxygen; iron ion binding
Source: RefSeq, a predicted model, not a curated record
UACAUUACGGGCCCCGCUAUAUAAGAUAGCCGGCCAACCAUCCUAUCCCCACAGACCGAGCCAGAUCGGCAGACCGUUCACAGACGGACCAACCAACCGAUCUACCAACGAUCACAGAUACGCACACGACACAUCAUCCGUUCGGGACACCCGCGACCGGGACACAGAACCUGUCAGUCACAUCCCUCGCCGUCCGUUCGACACCGUUCCGGUCCUCCGGGAGAAAGUGAUCUCUUCCCGUCUCCUCUGACAACUGCGCCAUUGCACGAGAAUUUCAUUUUUAAAAAACGCUCGAUUCACGAGAUUUCUAAGGACACCACGAAAAUACGCUGCGUGACCGGGUACCGUAGGUCGGGGUGCCACCAAAUCCCACCUGUUGUGCGAGUGCAUCGAAGAAGCUCCGAAGAUGAUCCCACUGACAGCGACCACGUGCUUUCUAAUCGCUGUCACCUUCCUGGCGCUCGCCCUGAUUCUGCUGGAUCACCUGCGAUCUAGGAAGGAGACCACCAAGACCGUUGCCGUCGACGACGACGACACCCUGCCGGAACCGCCGGGUCCGAAGCCGUGGCCGAUCCUGGGCUCGCUCCACAUCCUGGGACGCUACGACGUACCCUACAAAGCAUUCGCUGACCUCGUUAAGGACUUCGACUGCCAGGUGAUCAAGCUCCGGAUGGGAUCCGUCCCGUGCGUGGUCGUCAACGGGCUGGAGAACAUCAAGGAAGUCCUCAACAUCAAGGGACACCACUUCGAUUCCAGGCCGAACUUCAUCAGAUAUAAUUUGCUCUUCGGGGGAAACAAGGAGAACUCUCUGGCGUUUUGUGACUGGUCGGAAAUGCAGAAAAGCCGGCGAGAGAUGCUACGAGCUCACACGUUCCCUCGAGCCUUUUCUGCUCGUUACAACGACUUAAACGGCAUCAUUCGCAUGGAAAUGAACAACAUGAUAAACCAUCUGAACUCGCUGUCGAACACCGGCGUGCACGCGAAACCAUUGAUUCUACACUCCUGUGCUAAUAUCUUCAUCACGUACCUCUGCUCGAAGAGCUUCCCCUUCGAUCACAAUGGUUUCCGCCAAAUGGUUCUACACUUCGACAAGGUUUUCUACGAGGUGAAUCAAGGAUACGCCGCCGAUUUCCUUCCGUUCCUCAUUCCGCUGCAUCACAGAAACAUGGCCAGAAUGGCGCAUUGGAGCCAUGCUAUUCGCAAGUUCAUCGUCGACAACAUAAUAUCUGAAAGGUCGAACAGCUGGAACGGCGUGGUCCCCGAGAAAGACUACCUGGACUGUCUAUUGAAUUACGUGAAAACUCGAACGGAGCCUCAACUCUCUUGGAACGCGGCUCUCUUCGUGAUAGAGGACAUCAUCGGUGGACACUCCGCGAUUGGAAACCUUCUGGUAAAAUGCUUGGGAUUCCUCGUCACGCGGCCAGACAUUCAGAAACUGGCGCAAAAAGAAAUCGAUUCCCUUGGUUUCACUGACAAUUAUGUUGGACUGGAGUACAGAAGAUCCUUGCCCUACGUAGAAGCCAUCAUUCUGGAGACUAUCAGGAUAAUCGCAAGCCCUAUCGUUCCGCACGUCGCUAAUCAGGACAGUUCUAUCGCUGGUUACAGAAUUAAGAAGGAUACGUUCAUUUUCCUGAACAAUUAUCAACUGAACAUGUCCACGGAUUUGUGGACCUCACCGGAGGAAUUCAUGCCUGAGAGAUUCGUGCAGGACGGACGACUAUUGAAACCGGAACACUUCCUGCCGUUCGGUGGCGGCCGGAGGUCCUGCAUGGGUUACAAACUGGUUCAGUACGUGAGCUUCGGUGUCCUGGCCGCGAUCUUGAAGAAUUACACGAUAAUGCCGGUGCCGAAGGAGAACUACACGAUUCCUAUUGGGAAUUUGGCUCUGCCCGAAAAGACUUUCAAUUGCCGAUUCGAAAUACGUUAAAAUUGAGACUUGAAGAGGACUGACUCGAUUCGAGAACAUCGGAUGCUUCAAGGAAGCUUUCACGGUAUUCGAAAUCGUUCGCCGAGCGAACGAGAAUCCACGGUGGACGGAGCUUCAUAGAAAUUAGGAGCGACGAGGAAUCAGCUGAAGAGAGGCUCCCGAUUUUUUAAACAAAGCUUUAUCAGAAGUUCGAAUGGUACGUGUCCCAGGACGGAGGGUCCGGGCCUCCUUUGUCAACGAGAGCUUUACUGACAUUACUAUAGGUGUUUAAGUUAAGGUAGCAAAUUAUAUCGAUCGUUUCUUUCUCUCUCUCUCUCUCCCUCUCUCUCUCAGGGUAUCUGUCCACUCGAGAGAAGAACGCUCUCGAGUGGAGAUAUAGCUUGGUAAACGUAUCGGAAACGAUCGGCUGUAGAGUCAGGAGAGAAAACUUGGACUGAUAAGAAGAGGACUGACUUCACUGCGAAUCUAUUUUAAAACUCUUAGGUAAAUCGAGUUUUGCCGGUCAUCUUCUUGCCUUUUUCUUAUAGCAUCUUCUAUAUACGCGUAUUCCUACGACGAAAUGACUCUAUCUAAUAAGUCUAUAGAAAAAAUGAAAUUAUAGGAAGAAUGACAAAAAUUAUUGCUCGAGCCUUAUCAGAUGACAGUCGUAAUUCGCGGUUUCAAAGUGGCUUUCUAUUACUUCUCGUAUUCUCAUUUUAUUAUUCUUCGAAUCGGUCGUAUCAAUCAAUUUCAAUGCGAUGAAUCGACCAAUGAUUCAUGAAGAAGUCGCUGAAUACCGCGAAUUUUCUGUUGAUCCAACGAUCACGUACGUAGGCGUCCGAUCGUCAUCUGAUAACGGCUCGUUUGAAAAACGAGACGCGAGAACCCGAACGGUUAGCGCUGAGAAGUCCGAUUUUGCGGUCUCGUUCAAUCGUGAUUUCUAAAUCCUAAUUAGGAAGUAUAAUUUGCGCCCCGUCGGAGCGGGUGAACGGUGAGCAUCGUUUCUUAAUACUCGACGGUAUCGGCAUCGAUUUUCAUCCAGUAUUGGAUAUCAGCGGUCACGAUUAGAAAAUUAGUAUUAUCAAAUUCGAAGUCGAUAGCGCGUAUGUUUUGGAAUCGUGACGAGUUGAGUUAAUUAUUUAGAAAAGAAGAUUGAAAGUUAAAGCUUUGUCACGGUUCUGAUUUUCUUACGAUGCUUGCGUAGGAAAAUUUUAAUGAAAAUGAAGUUUCAAAUUAAGGGGCGAAAUUGAUUUUUUAUUGUAAUCGAUUAUUACACGACUGAAUGACUUUCCUCAAAGAGGGAAGUCAAUUUCUCCGCGAGCUAAUCGCGGAUGAUAAUUUA